CUGGGGACGGCGGACUAGUCUUCGCCCCAUCCGAGCGCUCUUUCUCUCGCCGCGCAGUCUCCAAGCGGCGCGGGCUCUUGGGGGAGCGCCAGGCAGCCGAGGUGCCCGCGGGAGGCAGGCGGGUCCCGGGCGCGCACGCUCGGCCGAGCCCCGGCGCGCCCCGCGCCCGCGCCUGCUGACAGCUGCAGCUGGGCUCGAGCUGUCCGCUCUCGGCUCCGCGGCCUCCGCCCCCUCGGGUUCCCUCCCCUCUGCCCCUACCCCUCCAGCCCCGGUGCGGCUAGUUUCGCAACUGCUUUCGCCCCGUGCCCGGCUGUUUUCCGUUUCCCGACCCCCUCUUCUUGAGUACUUUGCCCCCAGCAUUUGGGGAGAGGGGCUGGAAAGGGGGCGGGUGGAGCGUCCAGAGGAGAAGGAAGCGAGGGCCGGAGGAGGAGGAAGAGAAUCUGCGGACCGUGGGGAGGAGACCCCACGCCACCCUUUCUGGUCAUCUUCCCUCCCGCCCCGCCCCUGCGCACACUCCCUCCCGGGUGAGCUACUUUCGGACGAGGAAAGUGAGGGCGGCCCUGGGUGACAGCGCCGCGGGGCCAGUCCUGGGGAAGCCGCGCGUCUGUUCGAGUCUUGUCCGCCGCGCUCCCAGCCAGGGGCAUAGCCCGGACCGAGGAUGGCUUCGACUACAACCUGCACCAGGUUCACGGACGAGUAUCAGCUUUUCGAGGAGCUCGGAAAGGGGGCUUUCUCAGUGGUGAGAAGAUGUAUGAAAAUCCCUACUGGACAAGAAUAUGCUGCCAAAAUUAUCAACACCAAAAAGCUUUCUGCUAGGGAUCACCUGCUAGGUGUGGAUAAACAAAGAUACAAAGAUCAUCAGAAACUGGAAAGAGAAGCUAGAAUUUGCCGUCUUUUGAAGCACCCCAAUAUUGUGCGACUUCAUGACAGCAUAUCAGAAGAGGGCUUCCAUUAUUUGGUGUUUGAUUUAGUUACUGGAGGUGAACUGUUUGAAGACAUAGUGGCGAGAGAAUAUUACAGUGAAGCUGAUGCCAGUCAUUGUAUACAGCAGAUUCUAGAAAGUGUAAAUCAUUGUCACCUAAAUGGCAUAGUUCACAGGGACCUGAAGCCUGAGAAUUUGCUUUUAGCUAGCAAAUCCAAGGGAGCAGCUGUGAAACUGGCAGACUUUGGCUUAGCCAUAGAAGUUCAAGGAGACCAGCAGGCGUGGUUUGGUUUUGCUGGCACACCCGGAUAUCUUUCUCCAGAAGUUUUACGUAAAGAUCCUUAUGGAAAACCAGUGGAUAUGUGGGCAUGCGGUGUCAUUCUCUAUAUCCUUCUGGUGGGAUAUCCACCCUUCUGGGAUGAAGACCAACACAGACUCUAUCAGCAGAUCAAGGCUGGAGCUUAUGAUUUUCCAUCACCAGAGUGGGACACAGUGACUCCUGAAGCCAAAGACCUAAUCAAUAAAAUGCUUACUAUCAAUCCUGCCAAGCGUAUCACAGCCUCAGAGGCACUGAAACACCCAUGGAUCUGUCAACGUUCUACUGUUGCUUCCAUGAUGCACAGACAGGAGACGGUAGACUGCCUGAAGAAAUUUAAUGCUAGAAGAAAACUAAAGGGCGCCAUCUUGACAACUAUGCUGGCUACGAGGAAUUUUUCAGCAGCCAAGAGUUUGUUGAAGAAACCAGAUGGAGUAAAGGAGCCCCAAACUACUGUUAUCCACAACCCUGAUGGAAACAAGGAGUCAACUGAGAGUUCAAAUACAACAAUUGAGGAUGAAGAUGUGAAAGCACGAAAGCAAGAAAUUAUCAAAGUCACUGAACAACUGAUUGAAGCUAUCAACAAUGGGGACUUUGAAGCUUACACAAAAAUCUGUGACCCGGGCCUUACUGCUUUUGAACCUGAAGCUUUGGGUAAUUUAGUGGAAGGGAUGGACUUUCACCGAUUCUACUUUGAAAAUGCUUUGUCCAAAAGCAAUAAACCAAUCCACACUAUUAUCCUGAACCCCCAUGUACACCUGGUAGGUGAUGAUGCUGCCUGCAUAGCGUACAUUAGGCUCACACAGUACAUGGAUGGCAGCGGGAUGCCAAAGACAAUGCAGUCAGAAGAAACCCGUGUGUGGCACCGCCGGGAUGGAAAGUGGCAGAAUGUUCAUUUUCAUCGCUCUGGGUCGCCAACAGUACCCAUCAAGCCAUCCUGUAUUCCAAAUGGGAAAGAAAACUUCUCAGGAAGCACCUCUUUGUGGCAAAACAUCUAAGGCCUGAAAACCAUUCACAUAUGGGUCUUCUAAAUGUCAACAGUGCCACUUCUGCAUUCUCUUGUUCUCAAGGCACCUGGAUGGGAACCCUGGGCCGUCCUCUCCUCCUCUUCAUGCAUGUUUCUGAGUGCAUGAAGUUGUGAAGGUCCUACAUGUAAUGCAUAUGUGAUACAUCAUCCUGUCAUAUAUUCCUUCCCACACAUUGUUUACACUUCAACUAGGGGGAUGUUCCAUGCAAACUUAAAUUACUGUUGGCAAACAAUAGAGGGAGGUCAAAAAAAAUUCCACAAUGUUCCAAAUACAACCUAUUCAUCAAGUUUCUGUUUAUGCCAAGAUUUAACAGACUUCAAAAUUAUUGUUCGCUGAAUGACAGUUUGUAAGAGAAACAUAAAUUUUUAAAACUCUUUGCUGUUAAUCAGUUUUGGCUUGUUUGUUUAACAAAAAGCAAAAAAAAGAAAAAAAAACAAACAGGAAAAAAAAACUUUCAGUUUCCUAGUGUGAUCCUGGGAUCCUGGUUGAAAGCUUUGUUGCUCUUUAACAAUUAAAGUAGGUUGAUAUGUGAACAAAAUCACUCAAGAAUGUGGAAGCAAGAUAAAGUCAUGCUGUUUUUGCUCAAAUCGUAAACUGGAAAAAUUCACAUAAUUUACGUGUGAUCACUUUAGGAUAUACUCACAGUUGUGAAUUUGUUGUAUUUCCUGUUCCUUUCUCACCUAUGUGCUCUGUUUUCUCCAUUUGAUCUCACUUUUUGCUGUUUGCUUCCUUUUUCUCCAUCCUCUUCUGUCUUUUCUCACACACUACUAGACAGAAAGGAAAGUGAAAUUUGCAUAAUGGCGGUAACUAAACUAGCACUCCUAUCAUCUUUAGGACCCUGAAAACGUUGUCAAGAUUUUAAACGUUCUUAAUUCUGCUUAGAAUCCCUGUGUCCAAACUACAGCCUAUGUUGGUGGUAUUAGAAUUAUUUAAACUUAGGUAAAAGCAGGGAGUUCCUAGUUUACCUGAGAGGUGUCUUACUAAUUAGGGGACUUGCAAGGACAAAACCAAGUUGUAGUGGAUCAGGGUUUUGUGCAAAGGCACUUAGUUCUGCCUUGUGGACUGGGCCCCUCCUGCUUCACCACUGGCUAGUUUUCUAAAGUCAGAGAGGUCUGCAAGUGAUUUCCAUUCUCCUAAGUGUUUAGAACUUGAUCUUUGUGGCGUGUGCUUUCUUAGCUUCUCUCUUGUGUCAGUGACAUUAUCUUCCUGUGAGGAGUUAGGAUUUUCCAGUUUAAAAAGAAAAGGGAAAUGCCUGGAUUUUCUUUGUGCUUCUCAUUUCUCCUUUGUUUUCUCAACUCCUGUGAGGCAGUUUCUUUUCCCUGAAAUGCUUUCUAGUGCAUGGUAUCUUCAUCAGCAUUAUUUUAACAAUAGUAAUUCACAAUCUUCCGAAGCCUAUUUUUAAAGCAGAAGCAAAAAACUAAACAAAAAACAACCCUCCCUCUUUCUCUCAUUUCACCUUUCUGUGUUGAUUACUAAUCACUUUAGAUAUUGUUGCUAGUGGAUGUAUGGUAGAUGGAUUGAAGCUUUUCUGAUAAUUACACGAUUUAAAAAUAUAUAUUUAAAAUAAAUAUAUACAGUAAAUGUAUUGAGCCAUGUUAACCUGCCAAUGAGAUCUGUGAAAAGUAAUGGCCUCGUUUUUCCCUUUUUGAUUUCUUCUACCUUUUUGUGAAGCGGCUAUACGUGGCAUACAUGUAUUUUAAAAAUAAUAGGUAUAGUGGUUUUUUUUUACACUUCUAACUUAGCAUGUGGUGUUGAAGUAUUACCAUAGAUCAAGUUUGUCUUCCGCACUAAGAUGUGAGGAAAUUGUGAUUUGUUCUCUCCACCACAACUGAAUUACACAUUUAUUAUCUUCUAUCAUUUUGAAACACUGCAGUUUACCAUGGGACACUGUAUAUAUUUCUUGCCAUAAUGGUAAAUGACUGAUUGAUAUAUUUAAGAGUUAAUAAAUUUGUGAUUUCUGCUGA
Molecule: messenger RNA, 4230 nt
Organism: Prionailurus viverrinus (fishing cat)
Lineage: Eukaryota; Metazoa; Chordata; Mammalia; Carnivora; Felidae
Gene: CAMK2D
Product: calcium/calmodulin dependent protein kinase II delta
Exons: 21
Coding region: 659-2236 (525 amino acids)
Biological process (GO): protein phosphorylation
Cellular component (GO): neuron projection; cytoplasm
Molecular function (GO): calmodulin binding; ATP binding; calcium/calmodulin-dependent protein kinase activity
Source: RefSeq, a predicted model, not a curated record